Molecule: messenger RNA, 2857 nt
Organism: Kickxella alabastrina
Lineage: Eukaryota; Fungi; Kickxellomycota; Kickxellomycetes; Kickxellales; Kickxellaceae
Exons: 6
Coding region: 92-2857 (921 amino acids)
Biological process (GO): translation
Molecular function (GO): GTP binding; GTPase activity
Source: RefSeq, a predicted model, not a curated record
AUUUCACACUAUUGGCCAAUUCUGUAUUCUAUAAUUAAAAUUCCAAUUCCAAUUACAAAAAAAAUACACUUUAUCAAUUUCGGGUUCAACCAUGUCCAGACAUAGAGCAGUUAGAAACCUUGACCUUGAAGAAGAGUUUUACGACGAGGAGGACGGUGCCGCUUACGACGAGCUGCAGGAUUUGACCGAUGAGGAACAGAUCAAGUUGCAAAAGGGACUAAAGGCGGUGAAGGACACUCUCGGGCCGAAUACAGGAAUUGAAGACCAGGAUAUUAAGGAGUCGCUGUGGUACUAUUAUUUUGACGAAGCGGCGACCAUCGCAUGGCUGAGAACGCUACUGCUUAAUGCGCGCCAUCGCCCCGGAAAUCACCCAGCACAGAAACGACAGAAGCCGCAAACCAGCAUAACAAAAUCACUGACACCGCCAACACUAUCCGGACUUGCUGGACUGGCAAAGAAUAAGCCCGCGGGCCUGGGAUCUCUGUCAUCCUUGUCAUCAACGGGCUCUUCACUGAGGUCGCUGGCAUCUGUUUCCUCUGGAAGCAACGGGCUAAGCAAGCUAUCUCUUGGUUCGCUGAGCAGCAUCCGCACAUCAUCACCCUCGGCGACAGCCGAAUCGACAACAGCAAACCCGCCGUCUGUGGUUGGCAAAGCACUGGCUGCGCUGAAGACGCGCCCAAUCCAACCCGCCAGUUUAGGAAAGCUUAGCAUCGGUGGGAUUCAGGGGCUCUCGCUUUCUCAAUUGGCAUCUAGGCCCGGGCUUCAGGCGAGGCAGCCGACGUCCAACCCGGUGCUAAAGAACUUUGCCGGACGGCAACUGCCAGCGCUCAAAAGCGUGGCCUUGCCGGCUGCCAGGGCGGGCACACAAGACUUGGCUGCGGAUUCACCGGUUGCGAGCGCACAACCAUCCUUGCUAGCUAAUUUUAUUCUCAAUGGCGUUGCGCCAAACAGCAGCAACAGCGAAGCUUGUGAGUCGACUACAGCGGCGGCGGCAGCGUCACAGGCAUCUUUGGCCGUUGUCGAUGGGCUCAAGCGCGAGAUACAAGAACUGCUCGACCAGAUUCCUCAAAGUAGCAGCAAUUCGUCCAAAAAUUUGCAACUGUCUAAGCAUCAAAUCACUGCUGGCCACCCGUCACUCAUUCGUAUGCUUGUGGAUAAGUCGACGGGCACUGCCCUGAUGACCGGGUUCUCGCAGCUCAAAGCAGGGCUGUGGGAGCCAGCUCCAAAGCCUGCCAAAUCAAGCGCUGCCAAGAAUGCCACUGCAUCCCCUUCCUCCUCAAAACCCGCAGCAUCAGCGGCUGUAUCCGUAUCCAAGGAGAUUGGCCAGCUGAAAAUUGGGGACACUAGCCGGCCGCAUUCGCAGCAGAGCAACGUCGAAACUCAUGUGUCCGCCACCACCCCCACGGACGAGUCCUCAGCGCCGCCGCAGCAGGUCAAAUCAAAGAAGUGCAUCGAUGUGAUUGCCGCGUACUCCAAGGAGCAAAAAAACCGUGAAACUUUGAAUCUAGUCGUCGUGGGACACGUCGAUGCGGGCAAGAGCACGCUUAUGGGCCAUUUGUUGUAUGCCAUGGGCCAAGUGAACGAGCGCGCAAUGCGGAAGUUUGAACGCGACUCUGAGAAGAUAGGCAAGGGGUCGUUUGCCUACGCCUGGGUGCUUGACGAGACCGAAGAGGAGAGAUCGCGCGGCGUAACGAUGGACAUUGCGACUAGCUCAUUUUCGACAAAGAAUCGCAAGUUCACUUUGCUUGAUGCGCCCGGACACAGGGACUUUGUACCCAAUAUGAUCUCUGGUGCCAGUCGCGCAGAUGUGGCUAUUCUGGUCGUCGACGCGUCGAUGGGCGAGUUUGAGUCCGGGUUUGACGGCAACGGUCAGACACGCGAGCAUGCCAUUCUCAUCCGCUCGCUGGGUGUGCGGCAGCUGGUGGUGGCGGUCAACAAGCUGGAUGUCGUUGGAUGGAGCCAAGAGCGAUACGAUGAGAUUUCGGGCAGACUGCUUGACUUUUUGACUGGCUGUGGGUACCUGAAGGAGGAUGUGCGCUUUGCACCCGUCAGUGGGCUCAAGGGUGUCAACCUUGUGCGCCGAAUCGACGCGGCUAAUGGCGAGGCGGCUCCCAGUGAACUAACAUCUUGGUAUACGGCAGCAGCAGCGGGGGACAGCAAUGUGAUUCCUGGAGCGGGUCCGUGCCUGGUGGACCUGAUUGACACGUUCACCAUGCCGGAGCGACCUGUGAGCAAGCCUUUCAGACUCGCAGUGACGGAUUUCUUCAAGGGCGGGUCCUUCAGCAGUGGCAACAGCGUGAGCGUCAGCGGCCGCAUAGCGCAGGGCCAUGUUCAGAUUGGAGAGCAGAUUACACUGGUUCCUAGCGGAUCCACUGGAGUGGUAAAAUCCAUUGAUGUGGACUACGAGGCCGAAGAGUGGGCGGUAGCUGGUGACUCUGUGGUCCUGAUGAUCCAGGACAUUGACAUUCAGCAAUUCUCUAUUGGGUCUGUUGUCUGCGCCUCAGCACUCACAUCCAAGCCUAUCCAGGCUGUGACACGGCUAGAGGCGCAGCUGGUGGUGUUUGAUCCACAGGUGCCAAUUACCAAUGGGUUCCCGGGACUAAUGCAUAUCCAAAGCUUGAACGUGCCAGCGGUCAUCCACAAGAUCAUCGAGACGUUUGACCAGCGCACAGGCGAGGUUGUCAAGAAGCGGCCAAGGCAUAUUAGGAAGGGAGCGACAGCGCGGGUUGAAAUCAGAACUGAGACUCCAGUGUGUUUGGAACUUUUCAAGGACUCGAAGGAUUUGGGCCGUGUUAUGCUGCGCAAGAACGGCGAGACCAUUGCGGCGGGAAUAGUGACUGCUCUUUAUUCGCAGUGA